This is a messenger RNA of Cynara cardunculus var. scolymus (artichoke), 603 nucleotides long. RefSeq lists its product as uncharacterized. The transcript has a single exon. Lineage: Eukaryota; Viridiplantae; Streptophyta; Magnoliopsida; Asterales; Asteraceae. The coding region runs from base 1 to 603 and encodes 200 amino acids. The record is from RefSeq and is a predicted model, not a curated record.
AUGAUGAAUGAUGAUAAGAUGAAGGUACCAAUCUUCGACGGCCAUUAUGAGCACUGGAGUGAGAUGAUGGAGAAUUUGUUGCAUGCAAAACAGGUAUGGAACCUAAUCGAUCCAGGAAUUAGACAGCCGGCAGUUGGAAUUGCUCAAAGCGAUGCUGAGAAGAAGAAAUUGGAGGAAUUGCAUAUAAAAAAUUUACAAGUCAAGCACUACUUUUAUCAAGCAAUCGAUCGAGUCACCUUCGAGCAGAUCAUGGAUAGAAAGACUUCCAAGGCGGUGUGGGACUCCAUGAAGCAAAGAUUCGCAGGCAAUGAACGAGUGAAACGGUAUAUGUUGCAGAAGCUCCGAAGUGACUUCGAAAUCCUCGAGAUUAAGGCCAACAAAACCAUCUCUAAAUACUUUGUUAGGGUUUUGACAAUUUCAAAUCAAAUAAAGAUCAACGGGGAAUUGAUAUUUGAUGUCAAAAUUGUUGAAAAUAUCCUCAAAACUCUGGCCGACAAAUACAUCUAUGUGGUGGUUUCAAUUGAAGAGUCAAAGAAUGUUGACGAGAUGUCCAUUGAGGAGCUACAAAGUACCUUGAUGGUUCACGAACAGAAAUUCAAGUAA